AUGGUUGUCAACCAUCUGGGCAAGCUGUUUGUGACGUCGGACACGUCGUCGAUUCUGCAGGAGAUUGAUGUGCAGCACCCUGCGGCCAAGAUGAUCAUGCAGGCAAUGUUCAUGCAGGAGGCCGAGUGCGGUGACGGGACCAACUACGUCAUUGUGUUUGCGGGCGAGCUGCUGGCCAAGGCCGAGCUGCUGCUGAAGAUGGGCGUGCACACGGUCGACGUGGUGCUCGGGUUCAACAUGGCGCUGGCCAAGGCGCUGGAGCUCAUUCCGGAGCUUGUGGUCGACUUCCCGGUGGACCUCCACUCGGCGGACUCGAUCAAGGCUGCGAUUCUUCCUGUCAUUGCUGCCAAGCAGUACGGGUACGAGGAGCACUUUGCUGGCGUGAUUGCCGAGGCGUGCGCGGCGGCGAUGCCUGAGGACCCGGCGCAGUUCAACGUGGACACCAUCCGCGUGGCCAAGAUGGUGGGCGGCUCGACGCUCGACACUGCGGUGGUCCGCGGCAUGGUUGUGGGCCGGCGGCCGGAGUCGACGGUGCAGAGCGUGCAGAACGCGCGGGUUGCGGUCUUUGCGCAGGCCAUUGCGGCGCAGACGACCGAGACCAAGGGUACGGUCCUCAUGCACAACGCCGACGAGCUGCUCGGCUUCUCCAAGGCCGAGGAGGCGCAGAUGGAGCGGACGAUCAAGGGCAUCGCCGAUUCUGGUGCCAACGUCGUCCUCACCGGCGGCAAGGUCUCGGACAUUGCGCUCCACUUCCUCGACAAGUACAACCUGCUUGUGGUCAAGGUCCUGUCCAAGUUCCAGCUCCGCCGGCUGUGCAAGGCCGUCGGCGCCCGCCCGCUGGUCAACCUCGGCGUCCCCACCCCGGACGACCUCGGCUUCUGCGCCGACAUCCACGUCGAGGAGGUGGGCUCUACCUACGUCACGGUGUUUGCGACGGAGGACUCGGCCAUCUCGACCAUCCUCAUCCGCGGCUCGACCAUGAACCUGCUCGACGACGUCUCGCGUGCCGUCGACGAUGGUGUCAACGCCGUCAAGUCGAUGACCAAGGACCCGCGCUUUGUCCCGGGCGCCGGCGCCUUUGAGAUCGGCCUUGCCGCCCGCAUUGCUGAGUACGCCGACUCGCACCCGGGCGUCGAGCAGUAUGCCAUCCAACUCGGGCCACGACGCCACCGGCGCGUCGCCUCGCUCUACUCGGCCCAGAAGGCCGGCAAGGUCGCCGGUGUCGACCUCGACUCGGAGGAGGUCAUGGACCCGGUCGCGAACGGUGUCGUCGACCUUGCCGUCAACAAGCUCUGGGCUCUCAAGCUCUCCGUCGACGUCGCCACCACCAUUGUCUCGGUCGACGAGGUCGUCAUGAGCCGCCAGGCCGGUGGCCCCAAGCCGCCGCAGAUGGGCGCCCGUGACGCCUAA
Thecamonas trahens ATCC 50062 is the source of this 1410-nucleotide messenger RNA. Its product is annotated as chaperonin. Lineage: Eukaryota; Apusomonadida; Apusomonadidae. The transcript is spliced from 2 exons. Gene Ontology annotation, molecular function: ATP hydrolysis activity; ATP-dependent protein folding chaperone; ATP binding. Gene Ontology annotation, cellular component: chaperonin-containing T-complex. Gene Ontology annotation, biological process: protein folding. The coding region runs from base 1 to 1410 and encodes 469 amino acids. The record is from RefSeq and is a predicted model, not a curated record.